GUUCUUUCAAGUGUAUUAGGUAGGAAGAUGGAAUUCCCCUGCUAUAAAGAAUAUUCUUGGCGGCUAUAGUAUGGUUGGAGACUUGAAUUUUUCUUGCUAGUUUGAUUAGUCCUUGACAUUUAACAAUCUCUAUAUCUGAGCUAUCACGCUGAGAGAAUGUCAAGCUAGUUAAUAUACGGUUAAUUGCAUUUUUUGCAUAUAAUUUGAGGUUUACCCCAUUGCCCCAUUAUAUGUUACUAAAAGCGAAGAAGAAUUAUUAAUUUUUAUACAGAAGGUUUUAUACUAACUUUGGGUUGUUAUCUAGAGAAAUAUGUACCUGUUACUUGCAUUGUUGUUCCAUUAUGUCUACUUCUCUAUAUUGAAAAUGAUUAGGCUCUGAAGUGAAGUGUGUUCUUAUCACAUGUCAUACGUUUACAGAAUAUGGAUACCUCAAGUCCUGCAGUUUUUGUCAAUGGGGAAUUGCUUCGUAUGUUUAUUGGGCGGAAAGUUCGUAUAGUUGUUCAGGUGAUGCAAUCAGAUGCAGGAUCUAUAUUCGGAAAAUCAACUGAUAAUCAACAGGUUAUCAUUAAGAACUCACAACCAACUCAGCCACUCACCACAUAUGUUGAGGCUAUUGGUAUAGCAGACAGUAACCAAUCUGUUCGUGCUGAGAUAUUGACCAACUUUGGUGAUAAUUUUGAUGCACAGAACUAUAAUGAGCUAUGCCAGCUUGCUAAUGGGGAAUAUAAACACUUGUUCCUUUGAGGCUUUGAGCUAUGGACUUUGGUUAACUAUUGAUGGCCUGUUCUUUUACUCUAGCUCUUAAUCAAUGUAGUUUCGGUUAAUCUAGAACUAAUAGCGGUUUUUCAGUAAGCUUAAGCAACUUUGAUCUGUUCAUCUAAAAAAUCAGUGGAACGUUUAGUUUAGUAUAUUAAAUUUUAAUUGUAUGUUUUAAAAGCAUUUUCUUUACAUUACAAGUUGUGUAGUCUACAACAUUGAAGCAGAACAUGAAUCUUCCAACCGUUUCAAGGACUGAAGAAAACGACCACGUAACAUCAGGGAGUCUUGAAUUGGAAUCACUCACCGAUGGAAAGAGAUAUUGACAAUUGAGAAUGAAGUGUCUCAAAUCAGUAUUUUAGUUUGUUAUUUUAAUUAAUUAUUACUUUGUUUCUUGCUAGGAAGUCAAUCCAUUUGAUGUAUAUAUAACAAAGAAGAGGGGAAAAUUAAUUCAAUAUCAUGUAUGUAUAAGAACAGCACGAGACGAUUUCAAUAUGAGACGAAUAGCUUAAUCACCCCAAUUAUAAUUUUUUUGUCAA
Messenger RNA from Amaranthus tricolor (Joseph's coat), 1295 nucleotides. Its product is annotated as replication protein A 14 kDa subunit B-like. Gene Ontology annotation, molecular function: DNA binding. The transcript is spliced from 2 exons. The coding region runs from base 421 to 744 and encodes 107 amino acids. NCBI's taxonomy places the organism in Eukaryota, Viridiplantae, Streptophyta, Magnoliopsida, Caryophyllales, Amaranthaceae. The record is from RefSeq and is a predicted model, not a curated record. Gene Ontology annotation, cellular component: nucleus. Gene Ontology annotation, biological process: DNA replication; DNA recombination; DNA repair.